AAACUUUUUCAAAAAUUUCAAGCUUUGAUUGCUUUCACAUCUCCAAAGCUGUAAAUCGGUACACGCUUUAAAAUGCUUUAGAGCCACCCCCUUCCUUCUUUGCCAAUGCCACUAAUGGCCUUCGCCAUUGCCGUUCUGUUUGCCCACUAAACGACGCCACUUUCUACUUCUCUCCCGGAAUCUACCCGAGAAAAACCAAACUCUUUCAUUUCUACCCUGCUCAUGGGUUACCUCUCUUGCAAUGCAGAGUCGGCGGUUGCCGUUUGUGACCCUUACAACUGGGACUAUUAUCGUAGAAAAAAAUCCCAAAAAAACAAACCUAGAAAAACCAGAAACAAAGUUGAAAUCAGACAGUUUCUUUACACUGAUCUCCUUUCUGCAACCAACGAUUUCUCUUCCGACAGCUUCCUCGGCAAAGGAAGUCACGGUUCUGUCUACAGGGCCGUCCUGGACAACGGCAAGUUAAUCGCAGCAGUUAAAAAAACGACAGCAAACUGUAGCAGCCCCGCGGACAACGAGAUUGAGAUUCUCUCCCGAGUUUAUGAUACUCAUCUCGUCAAUCUCCUAGGUUACUGUUCCGAUAUACUUUGUAAGAAUAAAUUAAUCGUCGUGGAAUACAUGCCCAACGGUUCUUUGUACGAUCUUUUACAUUCUUCUUCUAGACCGCCAGGUUGGACCAGGCGUGUUCGGUUCGCUUUACAGGUUGCCAAAGCGGUUCAGGCUUUACAUUCGUCUAACCCACCUGUGAUCCAUAGGGAUAUAAAAUCAUCCAAUGUUUUGAUUGAUGAAAGCUGGAACGCUAGGUUGGGUGAUUUCGGUCUUGCAUUGAGAGGACACGUGGAGGAUGUACGGGUUAAGUGCACACCACCGGCCGGGACGCUAGGAUACCUCGACCCCGGAUAUUUGGCGCCGAGUGACGUCAGCACUAAAAGUGACGUGUUUAGUUACGGCAUUUUGUUAUUGGAGAUUAUCGGCAGGCAUGCCAUUGACUUGAAUUAUAGUCCGCCGUCGGUCGUUGACUGGGCGGUUCCGUUGAUCAAGGGAGGAGAUUCAGCGAUUUGCGACCGUCGUGUCGGGCCGCCGGUGGAUAAGGAGGUGGUCCGGAGUUUGGCGGUGUUGGCGGCUAGGUGCGUGAGGUCCACGGCGGAGAAACGGCCCGGCAUGGCGGAUGUGGUGGAAUGCUUGAGGUGGUGCGGAAAGAGAGUUCAUGCGGGACCCGUUUGGAGUAACCUAAGGCGGCGCGUGAAACGCGUAGAUAAGCCGUUGGUGAUGAAUCAGGUGUUUGAAGGGAGCGAGGAGGUGGUACGGAGUUCGAGGUGUUGGAGUAGGAGAAACAGCCGAAAGGUAUCAAGUGUGACAAAUGUAGAUCACGACAGUGAAGUAAUUGGUGAUCGUGUAGUAACGAAAUCGAUUGGUUCAUUUGGGGAGACGGCGAUGAUGAAGAGGAUGGGGCCCGCAGAGCUUGAUCUAGACGGUGACCACGUGGCAUUGGUAAGAAAAAAGCCGGGAGUAACGGUGAAAAUGCCGGUCAUGAAGCUGAGCAAGUCGAGGUCUAUGGGAGUUCUGCAAAGUCCGAGACUACUGAAUCAAAGCAGCAAAAAAAAUAUGUUCGAAAUUGGGAGGAGAAGGAACUCGACUGACUUCGAUAUGUCAAAAUUGGUUAUCAGUUUUGAUGACUACAAAUUGGACAGAAAGAUGUCAGAACAGCCCUUGUUUUUAGUUUAAGAUGUCUCAAAGACAAAGAUUUGAUGUUGUUUGAUGAUGGAUUUUGAAAUAAAGAAGGAAGGGAACUAUCCAAACUCCAAAAGGGUAUGUUUUAAAUUCUGCUUCAUUGUUCGUUAAUUACUAUAAUGCCGGUUUCUGCAGGCGGGGGCUGUCGUUCUCUUAUUGCUCUUGGCGGCGAAACAGUGAAAGAUGGAAUCCAUCAACUUACAACACGUUAUCUUUUCCAGGGCCAAGGGGCUGCUUCCUUUCAGAAAUUUAAGUCACUCAUAUACUCCCAACUGUAUGUAGUGGAAGACUUUAAUUAUUUCUUUGUAUUUGUCGUACCUUCUGAUGAUUUUGUAGUUUAUAAUGAUUCGAUUCUGAUGAAUUCUGUUUGUAAUUGUUUACUUGUAGUUGAAAUUAUUCCAAGAAUGAAACGAUUGACUGUUUGUUGAUUGGUCUAUUUAUAUCCAAUCCUCAUAAUUUAGCA
Messenger RNA from Theobroma umbraticum, 2194 nucleotides. Its product is annotated as Protein kinase superfamily protein. Gene Ontology annotation, molecular function: ATP binding; protein kinase activity. Gene Ontology annotation, biological process: protein phosphorylation. The record is from RefSeq and is a predicted model, not a curated record. Lineage: Eukaryota; Viridiplantae; Streptophyta; Magnoliopsida; Malvales; Malvaceae.